Messenger RNA from Rattus norvegicus (Norway rat), 3620 nucleotides. The record is from RefSeq and is a predicted model, not a curated record. Lineage: Eukaryota; Metazoa; Chordata; Mammalia; Rodentia; Muridae.
UGGCCCCAGGCAGCACACUUACCGGGUGGUGCGACCCCGCGACGAAAACUGCUGCGUGAACAUGCUUGCCGGUCUGCUUUUAUAUCCUACCGACCAGUCAGGCGCCGGGCCAGGUCACGCCCGCCCUGCGCGCGUCACGUCUCCCCUCUCCCUCCACAAACACACCUACUGCUCCGCCCACCGAGGGCCUCCGUGGGCCUUGGCUGGAGCCUUCAGCUGCCCAUCUCCAGGGCCCAGCCGAGGAUCUACUACACAUUUCCUGUCUGAGAGUAAAGAGUCUACCUACGCGACAAAACGGAAACUGCCUACAGAAAGAGCUGGUUUUCCUAAAGGCAUUUCAGAAAAGGAUUUCAGAAACAAGCAGUUGGGUGCUCAAACCGGCAAUCUGGACAGUUGGGAGGAAAUUGGAUCAGGAGUGAAAGGGAAGCACAGUCACAGAAGAACUCAAGCCCGUCUUGUCUUUGCUUCUCCAAGUUCUUCCUGCCAGCGUGCUAUGUCAGCCCCUUCUAGCUUCUGCUCUGCAAGUCACAAGCAAGAGAAAGCCUUUCUUGGACAAAGACACCAUUCUUCAAUAUUACCAGCCAACAGAACUUCCGGGCUGCCACAGUGGUUCUUGACCUCUCUAACACUGCCAUCCUUGCACGCAGUUCCUAAUGUUGUGGUGACAUCCAACCAUAAAAUUAUUUCUGUUGCUAUUUCACAACUGUAACUUUGCUACUGUUAUGAAUCAUAAUGUAAAUAUCUGUUUUCUGACGCUCUACAGUGACCCUUACAAAAAGAUCAUCGAUGCCUCAACAGGGGUUGAGACCCACAGGUUGAGAAUCGAAGCUUUCUUACCAACAGCUCUCCCAGCUUUGAACCCCCAGCACGGUAUACACAGCUUGGUAUCAUGUAUCAUAUCAUGUACCUGGGCACUAACCUUCCCACAUGCUGUAUGUGCAACAGAGUUAGCACCCGCAAAAAGGUACCCGCAGCACUUGUACCAAUGCUUGGUCUUGAACUCACCAGUGGUUUAGUGUAUCUUUUAUUAAUGGGUGAGUAAAUAAUACAGUAAUGAUCAAACUCAGAGCAGCUGCAAUAAUAAAUCUUUGUGCUAUAAACACAAUCGACUUGACAUUGUCCCAUCAAAGCCUGUAGUAUUAAUUCAGAAAGUAAUUUAGAAAAGGACAAUGUUUCUAACACAUUUUUCCUCAAUGCUGGGGGUACAAGGCUGAGCUUUAUACAGGCUAGACAACACUUGAACUAAGCCACACACCCUAGCCCUUAGUUUCUGACCAUUCCAUGUAGUUCAAGCUGGUCUUGAACUCUGCAUUCUGCCCCUUGGUAGACCUUCUGGAUUCCCAGAACACUGACAAAAACACCCAGAUUAACUUAAUUCCUUGUUUUCGAACAAAACAGAACUGGUGAGGGUGUCACCACAGAGAUCAUAAUCCCAGGGUAAGUGCUGAGAAAGGCAGUUCUUUAAACUGCCAGACCCAAAAAUCUUAGUUCCACAAACUCAAACUAACAAUGGGCUUGUUGGCUAAAAUGUGCAGUGUAUUUACAGCCAACUCAACAUUUUCCUCCUCAGAUUUUGCAGUAAGUACCACAGAAAUCCCUCUCUAAAACCUGAGGGACUAGCAAUAAAGCUAAAAUAAAACUCAAAACAUACCUGACAAAUUAUUUUGGAAGUUGUAAUUGUCCACGUAUUAAAAGACUCGGGGGGGGGGGGGGCCUGGGGAUUUAGCUCAGUGGUAGAGCGCUUACCUAGGAAGCGCAAGGCCCUGGGUUCGGUCCCCAGCUCCGAAAAAAAGAACCCAAAAAAAAAAAAAAGACUGUGCUAGAUUUACUGAUAAACAAGCAAAGCCCAUUUAACCGACUCACUCAACACUAAACCCAACUGCUAGGUAGGGCAGUCCAGGUAAUGCCAAAUGGGAAGGAUCACAAGCUCAGAAGCCCCAAGUGCAAUCCUGGUCCCCCAGAAAAACACCUGGAUUCUACCGCAAAUCAAGCCAAGCAAAGCCAGCCUCAACCUGGAGGAAGAGUCAUGAGCACCUGAUGCAUCGCUCAUGCUAGCUAAAAGCAGAGUAGAUACACAAUGAUUCCUUAGCGCACUUGCCUGUGAACCUGUGUAACUCAGGGAUUAUGUAGGACAGGCUAGGAUCUGGGGCAUACAGACGCUAAGCUUACAGUGGCGUCUGAAAUGUUAGCUUUAACAAUCACAGAAGGCAAGCUGAGGACAAAUGAUGGCUCUAAGGGACAAGCCUAGAAACAGAGUACUACUGGUGACACACCCAGAACAAAAUGCUCAAUUAGCAGCUAUUAUAGGCUUUACCGAGUUAAAUAUGAUACCUACAGUCACAGGCUUCCAAGCCCAAAAGUCUGAGUCUGGUUGCCUCUUAGCCUUUCGGCUAAGAUCUAAACCCUUCAGCUGCACCAGGUAUUCUGAGGGGCCACUUAAGGUUUACGUAGUACCAAGUAUUUUUUUUUCUUUUUCUUUUUUUCAGAGCUGGGGACCGAACCCAGGGCCUUGCGCUUGCUAGGCAAGCGCUCUACCUCUGAGCUAAAUCCCCAACCCCCCAAGUAUUUAUUUUAAGGUCUUGAGCUGAAAGGCACAGUGCUGUUGUCUCUGAGGAUACAAUGGUGAAUCUGCCACCUAGUGGCAUAAAUUUUUUAUGCCACUGGUUCAUAGACAGCAAUAGAUUUCUUAAAUAAGAGGCACAGGUAAAGAAAGGGUGGUUUACAGGCUCAGCGACUUGCUGUAAGUGCUGACCGGUGUGUAAACACUGUGUGAGCAAAGCACCAGAAAGCUAGCUGAGAGACACUCAAGUGGAGAAGGGGUGUGUGUCAGAAUAACUCUGGGUAGAGUUAUAGAAGACCCAUAUACAGGGCUGGAGAGAUGGCUCAGAGGUUAAGAACACUGAUUGCUCUAACAGAGGUCCUGAGUUCAAAUCCCAGCAACCACAUGGUAGCUCACAACCAUCCGAAACAGGGAUCUGGUGUGUCUGAAAACAGCUACAGUGUACUCAUAUAAAUAAAUAAAUAAAGAUAGAUAGAUAGAUAGAUAGAUCUUUAAAAAAAAAAAAAGACCCACAUACAGACCCCAGAGAUGCCAAGCAAUCUGUGCUGACUAAAUAGACUGGCCAUGAGAGUUAAGUCCUACAUACUUCUAAAACUAGAUACAAGAUGCUUUAAAAGGCAUCUUAGUUCAUCUGUAGUUUGAUGAUUUUUCCACUGUAGAAUUUAACUGUAGAGACAGACAUAAGUCAUCAUCAAACUUCAAUCAGGAAACUUUAAAUGUCUAGGCUAUUUUCCAAAAGACUCAAAGACCCAAGGGAGAAGGUAAAAAAGAACUAAAUGUAAGGACUGUUAACAGUGUCAGAGGCUACACAUUAUCUCACUCAUCAGAACAAAUCUGCAGGCUAGUACAUCUUCCAAAGAGCAAAUCGCCUGGGUGUGGUGGCAUGUACGUAUGUAAACCCAGCAAGGCCACCAGGAUUCCUGUCUCAAACAAGCAAACAAAUGAAACCAGGCUGGAGAGAUGGCUACGCGGUUAUCAAAGGGCCAGAGGUCAGUUCUUAGGACCCACAUCAAGUGGCUCACAGUGGCUUGUAAGGAGAUCUGACACUCUUUUUAAACAA